Messenger RNA from Schistocerca piceifrons (Central American locust), 3612 nucleotides. Its product is annotated as glutamate receptor 1-like. The coding region runs from base 8 to 2920 and encodes 970 amino acids. Gene Ontology annotation, molecular function: transmitter-gated monoatomic ion channel activity involved in regulation of postsynaptic membrane potential; glutamate-gated receptor activity. The transcript is spliced from 19 exons. Lineage: Eukaryota; Metazoa; Arthropoda; Insecta; Orthoptera; Acrididae. Gene Ontology annotation, biological process: modulation of chemical synaptic transmission; synaptic transmission, glutamatergic. Gene Ontology annotation, cellular component: plasma membrane; postsynaptic membrane. The record is from RefSeq and is a predicted model, not a curated record.
CGCAGCCAUGAGGGGCGUGCGGGUGAGCACUUCCAGCCUGACGGCCACACUGGUGUGUGUGACGCUGCUCUCCGGACACGCCCCUGCCGAGAAGAUACCUAUCGGAGCCAUUUUCGAGCAGGGCACGGACGAGGUCCAGGCGGCCUUCAAGUUCGCCAUGCUGAACCACAACCAGAAGGAUGGCAAGCGUUUCGAGCUGCAGGCUUUUGUCGACGUCAUCAACACUGCAGACGCCUUCAAACUGUCCAGGCUCAUCUGCAGCCAGUUCUCGAGGGGAGUGUUCGCGCUGCUGGGAGCCGUCAGUCCGGACUCGUUCGACACGCUGCACUCCUACAGUAACACCUUCCAGAUGCCUUUCGUCACACCGUGGUUCCCUGAGAACGUCCUGGCACCCUCGUCGGGUCUGCUGGACUACGCCAUCAGUAUGCGCCCCGACUACCACAAGGCCAUUAUCGACGUGGUGCGACACUACGGCUGGAAGAGCGUCAUCUACAUGUACGACUCCAACGACGGUCUGCUGCGGUUGCAGAGCAUCUACCAGAGCCUGCGGCCCGGCGGCGACUCCCUGCAGGUGGCGGCCGUCAAGCGCGUCCACAACGCCUCGGAGGCCAUCGACUACCUGCACAGCCUGGAGGAGGUCAGCAGGUGGAGCAACAAAUAUCUGGUGCUGGACUGCCCUACAGAGAUGGCGAAGGAGAUUGUGGUGACGCACGUGCGGGACAUAACACUCGGCAAGAGGACCUACCACUACCUCCUGAGUGGGCUGAUUAUGGACGACCGGUGGGAGACCGAAGUGACGGAGUACGGCGCGAUCAACAUCACGGGUUUCCGGAUCGUGGACAACACCAGGCAGAACGUGCGCGACUUCCUGGACAGCUGGAGGAAGGUGGACCUCGGCACAGCUGCAAGAACAAGUCGUGACUCUGUAUCGGCGGCGGCGGCGCUGAUGCACGACGCCGUGCUGGUGCUGGUGGAGGCGUUCAACAAGCUGCUGCGCAAGAAGCCCGACCUGUUUCGCGCCAGCCAGCGGCGCGGCCAGGUCUUCAACACGACCAGCCGCGGCGUCGAGUGCAGCAUCAACAAGGGCUGGGUCACGCCCUGGGAGCACGGCGACAAGAUCUCGCGCUUCCUCAGGAAGGUUGAACUCGAGGGCCUAACAGGAGACCUGAGCUUUGGCGAGGACGGUCGGCGGCGAAAUUACACUCUGCACGUCGUGGAGAUGACAGUCAACAGUGCCAUGGUCAAGGUGGCUGAGUGGUCAGACGAAACGGGACUCACCCCAGUUGCCGCCAAGUACGUAAGGCUUCGCACGAGUACCGACAUCCAGAAGAACAGAACAUACGUCGUGACGACCAUAGUUGAGGAGCCGUAUAUAAUGCUUCGUAAACCAGAGCCAGGAGAAAUCCUGCUGGGCAACGACCGUUUCGAGGGCUACUGCAAGGACCUCGCCGACCUCAUCGCCAACAAGAUUGGCAUUAACUAUGAGCUCCGGAUCGUGAAGGACGGCCAAUACGGCGCUGAGAACCCGGACGUUGAAGGCGGCUGGGACGGAAUGGUGGGGGAGCUCGUUCGCAGGGAAGCAGAUAUCGCCAUCGCGUCAAUGACGAUCACGUCCGAACGGGAACGCGUGAUCGACUUCAGCAAGCCCUUCAUGUCGCUGGGCAUCAGCAUCAUGAUCAAGAAGCCAAUGAAGCAGAAGCCGGGAGUGUUCAGCUUCCUGAACCCUCUGAGCAAGGAGAUCUGGGUGUGCGUCAUCUUCUCGUACGUGGGCGUCAGCAUCGUUCUGUUCAUCGUGUCGCGCUUCUCGCCGUACGAGUGGCGGCUGCCGCAGCCGCCGUUCGACGAGACGGCUGGGCUGGCCAUCGUGGGCGUCGGGACGCCCGGAGGCGGCGUCGCUGCCCUGGGCAUCGGCCCGCUGGGCAGCGGGGGCGGCGGCGGGGGCGGCGGUGGUGGCGGCGGUGGAGGCGGCAGUGGCAAGACGACCGACUGCAGCGCGCUCACCAACGACUUCAGCAUUCUCAACAGCCUGUGGUUCGCCCUAGGAGCGUUCAUGCAGCAGGGCUGUGACAUCACGCCCAGGUCUAUCUCUGGCCGCAUCGUCGGCAGCGUGUGGUGGUUCUUCACGCUGAUCCUCAUCUCAUCCUACACGGCCAACCUGGCGGCCUUCCUCACGGUGGAGCGCAUGGUGGCGCCCAUCAACAGCCCUGAGGACCUGGCCUCACAGACGGAGGUCGAGUACGGGACGCUCUACCACGGAUCCACCUGGGACUUCUUCAGGAGGUCGCAGAUCACGCUGUACAGCAAGAUGUGGGAGUUCAUGAACUCCCGUAAGCACGUGUUCGUGCGGACGUACGACGAGGGCAUCAGACGCGUCCGCAACUCCAAAGGGAAGUACGCGCUGCUGAUCGAGUCCCCUAAGAACGACUACAUCAACGAGAGGGAGCCCUGCGACACCAUGAAGGUCGGCCGCAACCUGGACGCCAAGGGGUUCGGCGUAGCGACUCCACUGGGUUCACCUCUCAGGGACGAGAUAAAUCUUGCUGUGCUGUCUCUUACUGAAAAUGGUGACCUCACUAAACUGAAGAAUCGGUGGUGGUACGACCGUACGGAAUGCAAGCACAGCGACAAACAGGAUGCAUCCCGAAACGAACUUUCGCUGAGCAACGUCGCAGGCAUUUUCUACAUACUUAUAGGCGGCCUCUUACUGGCAAUGGCGGUAGCCUUGCUGGAAUUUUGUUACAAGUCUCACAUGGAAGCAAGCAAAACAAAGAUGUCACUCUCUGAUGCCAUAAAGGCAAAAGCUCGGUUAACUAUAGGAGGAGGAAUGGAUUUCGACGGAGGAAGGUACUAUGCCCCAGCUCACCGAAUCAACAACACAAAGAUGGACCAACCUCACUGCAACACGCACACUCAAGUCUGAAGAGAGCGUAUUCGAGAAGUGUUAUAGGAUACAUCACGUGACGUCUAGGCGUGCAAUAAUGCACGAAGAUAAUUCGUGCGUUGACGAAGUUCCCCGUAAAGUGAAUGUGAAGGAGGAAACUUCACACAAGCAGUACAAAUGUUAAUGCAGUAAUUUUCAUAAGAUUUUAUACGUAAGAAGAACUAUUUGUUACAUACAGCGGGAUUAUAUUUUUCUUCAGUUACACAUAAUUUCCUUUUCUUAUUCCAGUGAUUUGAACAGUGAAACUGCCUGGAAGAUUAAAACUGUGUGCCGGACCGAGACUCGAACUCGGGAACUUUGCCUUCCGCGGGCAAGUGCUCGGUCCAGCACACAGUUUUAAUCUGCCAGGAAGUUUCAUAUCAGCGCACACUCCGCUGCAGAGUGAAAAUCUCAUUCUGGAUUUGAACAGUCUUCAUAAAUCGAGUACUAUGAAGGACUGUAAUUUCUGUUGAUAAAUGAUGUUAAUAUUAAUAAUAAACUAUUAAAGAUGGAAGACGGUAACUUAAAUUCUAAAAGAAACUGAUAGUGCUUUGUCACGGGUAAAGAUAUGUCUAUGGGAUAAAGACGCUCUCUUUUCACAGAUUGCAGAUCCAAUGCUAAAUUUUUUAUCAAACUUCAGAGAAACACACAGUAAUAAUAUGCAAUGUAUAUACACUAAAUAUAUAUAAUUA